Hyposmocoma kahamanoa is the source of this 1155-nucleotide messenger RNA. RefSeq names its product zinc finger BED domain-containing protein 1-like. The transcript is spliced from 3 exons. The coding region runs from base 256 to 846 and encodes 196 amino acids. Lineage: Eukaryota; Metazoa; Arthropoda; Insecta; Lepidoptera; Cosmopterigidae. The record is from RefSeq and is a predicted model, not a curated record. Gene Ontology annotation, molecular function: protein dimerization activity.
CAAUUUUUUUACAUGUACUGCUUCAAAUUUUAUGUCGCGUACGAGUUUGCGCCAAGAGUGAAAGAGAACGCGUCCGCGUCGACGCCGACGUCGUGUUUCUGCGCUUACUUCAAGUCGCCUCGUCGUCACGUUAGUACCCCUUUAGCAGUGCGAGCAUUAGUCAGGUUAAUAAUCUGUUACUGAGUAAGAAGGCGGCAAAACAAAAUUGUUAUAUUAAUAUCAAAUGCUCUUAAAAAGAAGUGUACUAACUUUUUAAUGGUGACACGUCCAGCGACAGUGACCCAAAUGACAGAGGUUCUCAUUCAUGAAAUAAAUAGUCGAUUCGCCGGCGUCGAAGAAAAUAAUAUUUUUGCUGAGAGCACAAUUCUGGACCCGCGGUUCAAAAAAUAUGGGUUCACAAACGAAUUUGCAUAUGGUAGGACAUGUGCAAAUUUAAAGUCCCAAGCCGGGCGAAUCCUCAUUGAUUCCCAACAUCCUACCAUACCGGAGCCUACAAAUUCAUCUCCGUCAUCUAAACGUAAGCGCAGUAUUUGGGAUGAAUUUGAUGAACAGGUGAGUGACAUUUUGAAGAACAUCAACCCGACGGCAGGAGGUAUCAUAGAGGUAGACAAAUACUUGGAAGAGCCAUUGCUACCUAGGUCCCAAGACCCUGCGAAGUGGUGGUUCUCCAAAAAGGAGGCUUAUCCGAGGCUCUACAAAUUAUUUUUAAAAAGGCUAUGCAUAGUAGCCACCUCUGUACCCUCGGAGCGCAUUUUUUCCAAGGCUGGCCAGGUGAUUGUGGAACGGCGCAACAGGUUAAGCGGAAAAAAGGUGUCGCAAAUUUUAUUUUUAAAUUUUAAUAUGUAAUUUUUUAUUUUAAAUAUACCCUUUUAUUAUGAUCAAAUAGUUUUAUUCACGAAACAUUAAGAUAUUACAGAAUAAUACAAGUGACAAAUAGUUGUCAAUUACUUUUUCCAGUUGUGUUGAGUUGUAAGUAAUAUAUCAGUCACACGUUUGUUAGGUUCAUUUAAACACACCAGUACAGACUACAGAGUACGAGCAAAAUGACAUUGACAGAGUCGUGACUUCAAAUGUAUCGCUAUGCUUCAAAACGUCCUUCGCCUCGCCUCAGUUGAAGUGGGACAUUGUACUGGUUCAGGACAAAAAAGAGGCUAC